AUGCCGAAGCGGAGGAGAAACGGUACGGAAGGGAACCGAACAAUAGUCAAGAGGUCUCGCACUGGUCCCGCACGCCAUCUGUUGGACAUCAGCGACGAGAUCCUGCUUCGGAUGCUGUCCUUUCUGGCCAUCAAGGAUUUAUUGAACAUUGAAUGUGUCUCGCGCCGGUUUCGCUCUCUUGCCACCGAUCGAGAACUAUGGAAAGUGAAAUAUUACGACACCUGGAUCAGGUCUCGAGCUCGCAAUACCCCUUUGAUAGAAGGUCAAGAUGAUUCGAAACGACGGGCGAAGGCUGCAGAGUGGCUACGGCAUGGGCAUAAGUUACGCAACAAUCCCUCGGUCGAUUGGAAGCGCCAGUACAAGAUCCGGACAAAUUGGGCAUCAGGGAAAGCGAAAUUCCGCGAGCUAGAGGUUGCGUACCCUCCAUCGCCGCCAGUUAUUGCCAAGGUCUGCCAGGGUAUGAUAUUCACGGUCGACCGGCUGGCCGGACUGCGUGCAUGGUCGGGAGAAAGAUCGUUGAAGGCUCAACUACGGCUUGAGCCGUCAACUGAGGCGACGUGCAUGGCAGUGGAUAUCAUCGAUGGGGAAUUUCACCUUGUUUUGGGGUUUGCGGACGGCUCCUUUUCAACUUAUCUCUACACAGAUGAGAAACUAUUCGAACCUCGAUCGACUCAGCAUUCGGACGAUGGGCCGCUCACGGGCGUGGCGCUUGCCAUACCUUACAUAAUGACGGUAUCGAGAACCAACUUGCUGGCGCUGUAUGAUGUGGAAACUUCAACCGCCAGGGAAAGUGCGCCCCCUGCCGCUUCACGAAUUGCUCAACUCCAGUCCGAUGCAUCCUUCUCGCCAGUUUCGCUUUCACUUCGGAGGACACCAGGAAACCUCACCGCGGCGAUUGCGUAUGCCUUCAAUAGACUUCAGUCGGGCUGGUGCCUGGGCCUUCAGGAAAUCAGACUGACUCCAGCCGGAACACUGUUAGACAGCAGGUUGGCCUGUUCGGUCGAAACGCCCCUGGAUGUAAGGUACCAGGGCAGGGACAAGCGUGGAAUCUCCACGCGCUCCGCCAGUUCGUUGCCGGUUUCUCUCUAUCCUCAACUAAUGAGUGCUCCCACAUCGAUUUCCUAUAAGCAUCCAUUCCUGGUCGGUACACUUGCAGACAACACCAUAAUGUCAUUUCUGGUGACCUCCAACGAGGAGAAACUCGAGAUCAGCUCCGGCAGACGCCUAUGGGGUCACACAUCUGGCGUGUCAGAUGCCGAAGUCAACAAUCGAGGUAAAGCGGUGUCGAUCAGCUGCAGGGGAGAUGAAAUUCGGCUGUGGGAACUGGAGCCUGUCAUGACAGCCAACAGUCAACCCAGAACGAGUACCGAAAUCAAGGCUGUCCACUCUCUACCAAAUAUUUCUGCUCUGGCACGCCGAGCUUCCGGGCUAGGCUUCGCGGUGCAGAACAUGAAGCGAGAGGUGAGCCUAACACGGCGAUGGGUAGGCUUUGACGAUGAGCGCGUCGUAGUACUAGGCGAAAGGGACCGUAAGCAGGUGAUGGCGCUGUACGAUUUCACGUAG
Capronia epimyces CBS 606.96 is the source of this 1563-nucleotide messenger RNA. RefSeq lists its product as uncharacterized. The transcript has 2 exons. Gene Ontology annotation, molecular function: protein binding. Bases 1 to 1563 code for a protein of 520 amino acids. Lineage: Eukaryota; Fungi; Ascomycota; Eurotiomycetes; Chaetothyriales; Herpotrichiellaceae. The record is from RefSeq and is a predicted model, not a curated record.